Anguilla anguilla (European eel) is the source of this 3636-nucleotide messenger RNA. RefSeq names its product FH2 domain containing 3 (gene fhdc3). The record is from RefSeq and is a predicted model, not a curated record. Bases 1 to 2457 code for a protein of 818 amino acids. NCBI's taxonomy places the organism in Eukaryota, Metazoa, Chordata, Actinopteri, Anguilliformes, Anguillidae. The transcript is spliced from 12 exons.
AUGGUUACCUCGCCUCCUUUUCGCCCCGGCAGCGGCCCCGGCGGCGGCGUCGUCGGCGGCGACGUCUUCUUGCGGAGCGUCCAGCGGCGGUCCCGCAUGCGCAACUUCAACUGGGACGCCAUCCCGCGGCAGAGCGUGCUGGGCAAGCGCAACGUGUGGACGGCGCGGCGGGGGGCCGAGCCCGAGGACUUCCCGCUGGACAUCGAGCGCAUGGAGGAGCUCUUCAGCCACGGCGGGCCGGGCGGGCCGCCCAAGGAGCGGCCCGCCUCCGCCGCCGCCAAAGUCGCCACCGUCCCGGGGAGGGGCGGGAGGGGCCUGCCCGCGUCCGCCCAGGCCGGCGAAGCGGUCUCCAUUUUGAAUGCUAAGAAGAGCAUGAACGUCGGGAUCUUUCUGAAGCAGUUUAAGAGGCCGAUGAGGGAAAUGGUGGAGGACAUCCAGCAGGGAAACUGGCUGAAGUUCGGGACGGGGAAGCUGAGGGAGCUGUCCAAGCACCUGCCCGAAGAGGGAGAGGUGAAGAAGCUGCUCGCGUUCAGGGGUGACCUGUGCCGAUUGUGUGAGGCUGACCUGUUCAUGGUGCUCCUGGUCAAAGUCCCCAGCUACGAGGCGCGAAUCCGCAGUCUGGUGCUCCGCGAGGAGUUCUUCCCCCUCAUCGAGGAAAUGAAGCAGUCCAUCGCCGUCAUGACAACGGCUGCUAAAGAGCUGCUGGACUGCGAUGACCUUCACUCCAUCAUUCGCCUGGUGCUGAAGGCGGGAAACUACAUGAACGCCGGCGGGUAUGCGGGAAGCGCCAUCGGGUUCCGGAUGGCCUCGCUGCUCAAGCUGGUGGACACCAAGGCCAACAAGCCCAGCAUGAACCUGAUGCACUACGUGGCCAUGCAAGCUCAGGAGAUCGACGCGUCGCUGCUGAAGUUCCCCAAUCAGCUUCAGAACAUCGGGACUGCAGCCAGGAUCCAGAAGCAGGAAGUGGAGACGGACUUCAAGAGGGAGGUGGAGAAAGUGAAGGAGGCGAAGGAGGACUCUUCCAAGCAGCCGGAGCUGGAGUCGCAGAUGGAGAGCUUUCUGAGGAGGGCCGAGGUGAGGCUGGCCGAGGUGGAGGUGUCCCUGCAGGCCCUGGACUCCGUCAGCCAGUCCGUGGCCGAGUUCUUCUGCGAGGAUCCCGCCCUCUUCAGGCUGGAGGAGUGCUGCUCCAUCUUCCACUCCUUCUGCGACAAGUUCAUGAGGGCUGUGCAGGAGAACCGCGAGCGGGAGGUGGCGGAGCAGAAGAAGAGGCAGAGGCUCCAGAACGCGGCCAAGCGGCGGUCCGUGGCCACCUGCUCCGGCCUGGACCGCGACAAGGACCUGGAGGACGUGGCCCUGGAGGCCGUCCUGGAGAAGUUCCUGUCCAGCCGCGGGUCCCGCCGGAGGGGUGGGGCCACCGCGCCCGCGGGGGGCAGCCUGGCCGAUUUGGGCUUGGGGAAGACGACGACGACGACGUCGUCGACGACCACCUCCGUGGGGGAGCCCCAGCCGAAGCCCUGCCCCUUCAGAGGCGCCGAGGCGCGGAUGAACGGGUGGAAUUCGGCUCAGGACCUGAGCGUGAGCGCGAGCGCCCGGACAGGGGAGGGGCAGCCCCGCGGGGCGGACGAGAGGAGAGAGAGGGCGGCGUCCAUCGACAGCAAGACCACCCCGAAGGGGCGCGACCGCGCCCGCGACCGGAGGAGGACGGACUCCCACUUCUACCCCGGCGUGCGCUCCUCGGCCGCGUCCUUGGUGGAGGAGGAAGAGGAGGACCGGGAGGAGGCGGAGGGGGAUGGGGAGAAGGAGAACGAGGAGAACAAGGAGGAGGAGGUGCUGAGGAUGCGGGAGGUGUCCCGGCGCGUCCUGCGCUACCAGAGCAGCCGGGAGAGCCUGUUGCCCGGGCAACACCUCCUCCUGGACCCCCCGCGGGGGCCGGGCGGAGCCGCCACUUCGCCCCUGCGCCGCGACGGCGAAGCCCCGCCCACUCCCCGCACCGUGCUCAGCCCGCGCCUGCCCCCCAGGGCCACCCCUCCCAACGGCCCCAACCGCCGCCACUCGCCCGCCGUCUCCCCGGGCGACCGCCUCGAGGAGAAGCGCGCCCCCGCGGUGUCCCCCAGGGUCCCGCCCCCUCCCCUGGCACUCGUGGGGAGGAUGAAGUCCCUGGACAGCUGCCUCCCAUCGGCCCCGCCUUCCCAGCCCUCCCGCCCCGCCCCCAGGACCGCCACCUCCCUCCCCGACUGCCCCAUGCAGAGGGCCCCCUCCCGGGGCCCCACGGACGUCCCGCCCGCCUUCCGCUUCGGAGACAUCUUCCAGAAACGGGCCAAUCAGGGCUCGGCAACGGCAAGGCCGGACAGGCGGGGGGGGUCGGCCUUCGUGUCCUUCUUCAAGCGCCUGGGGGAGAGACCCCCCCCGACUCCUGCCAACGGGACCGCUGGAAUCCUGAGGGCCCUGGGCCCCUGACCCUGGGCCCCCGCUCCCAGAGACACUCGUGACAGAGAUCCAGACCGUUUUCUGUUUUUAAAUUCUCUUUGUUUUUAAUGGUUUUAAAUUUCUGAGCCUCGAGAAUACCGGGUUCCUCCUAUCCUCCUGUUUUUUUGUGUGGGGGGAGGGACUGUUUUUAAUGAAACCAAGGCAAGCGUGCACUUGCUUUGGUCCCAUCGGUAGAACGUGACCGAGUUCGUCGAUGGACUGUGUGUAAGGGGACGUGUUUAGCUGUGGAAGUCCUUCAGGGUUCCCAAACUGUUUUGAUAAGAUUUACAUUAUUUAUUUUCUGAAUAGGGUGCCCUGGCCUAAGGCGACAAUGGCUGAGCAUUUUAAACAGUGAGUCCGACUCACUCACUGUACAUCCAAGUUCAUCCUAUCUAAAGUUCAUUGUUUGGUAGUAAUGUAUCUUUUGGAAGCUGAUCCUAAAACCACUCCGGUCCUGUUUAAUUCUCGCACCCCCAACCAAAACCCGCCCCAACCCCCUCAGUCCACCUGCGUCUAUCAACUUAGGAGACGUCUCCAAAAAAAACGGGUCAAAUUAUUUUUUUUUAAUAAAGUGUGGUGUUCCAUCAUUCUCUGCAUUUGGAUGAAAUCAUUUUUUCCCUCUGUUUUUUUCAAUUCAAGGAUCUGUCUUGCGUAGUUCGGUCCUAGAUAAGGGGGGGAACUUGUGAGAAUGUGGAAAAAGUGAUGUUGUCUCGUGCCUGGCGUCAUCGUCGGGAGUAUCGUGGAGGGAUAUUGAGGACAUCGGGUUGGAGUCGCUGGAGACGUGCGUUUGGAUAGGGACCACAGGCAGACAUUACUGAGCCUCCGGUCACUAACUUGGUAAAACUUGUUCUGAGGUGCGCAGAUUUUCGAUGCCCGUUGGUAUGCAGUUGCUUUUGUUUGUUAUUGGAUAAUUGUUCACUGAGCACUUUUAAAAUUGGACAGAAACCCCCUUCUCCCUUUCACAUCGUGGAGAAUACACAGAUUUAAGUGGGUCAGUCUUAAAUCAGCGAAUUGUAUUCACACACUCGUUCUGCUGGAUCCUAAUAGAGGUGGCACCCAUUUUUUUUCCUUUUCUUUUUGUAAAAUUUAUUUUGGACUUUGGGGGAAAAAUCUGCUCCCUGUAACAAACGUGCUGCCUUUUUUUAUUAAAAAGCAUUCAUGUCCCAAUGA